This is a messenger RNA of Phytophthora sojae, 492 nucleotides long. RefSeq lists its product as hypothetical. The transcript is spliced from 2 exons. Lineage: Eukaryota; Oomycota; Peronosporomycetes; Peronosporales; Peronosporaceae. The record is from RefSeq and is a predicted model, not a curated record. Bases 1 to 492 code for a protein of 163 amino acids.
AUGGGCUUUGCCUUUCCAGAUGAGUCCUCCCCCUCUAACUGCUUAAUAGCAGCCUGGUUGUCCACAUGCAUGAGGAUUGGCUCGUGGAUGACGACCACAAGCUCACCGAGUAGUUCGCUCAGCCCAAGCAGCUCACUUGCAACUUGUGAGGCCGCUACGAACUCAGCCUCUAUGGUCGAGAGUGCAACGGUGUUAUGUUUCUUACAAAACCAGCCGACCACCAUACCAUCGAUGCAUAGCACCCCUCCGCUCACAGACUUGCGAUCGACUCGGUCGGCCGCCCUCACCUCGGCCCCCUGCACUGAGCUGGCGUCAAUCUCCAGGCGCAGCUUGACGUCGACAGUACCCUUCAGAUACCGCAUGAUCCUUUUGGCGUUCCGCCAAUCUGACUUUCGAGGAGCAUGUGCACGCCGGGUCACACGGUGCACGGCGAACACAAUAUCGGGCUUUGUGCACCGCGCAAUCCACAGUAGGCUCCCCACAAGUGACUGA